UGAUUUUUACUAAAACUGAGUUGAACAUAAAAUAAUUUAUGUUUUGAUACAUUCAUAUAAAGGUGAAUUGAACAAAAAAUUUAAGUCUAAAAAUCAAUUUUAGAAUGAUAAGUUACAAUUUUUAGUUUGAGGCGAAAUCAAUUCUAUUUUUUUUUCACCACCCGUAUUCGGCCACUAAACUACCUAAUCUAGUUCGGGAGUCAGCUAUGUGAUCAAGUGGUUCCAGCCCCCUCUCGAUUCCAGUUGCGGGAUCGAACCGUGAUCCUCUCUAUCAAGUCGUGCGUCAAUCAACACUAGAUCAACUAACAAUAAUCAAUUCUAUUUUAGUGAAACCAAAAAUGUAAAAAUCAAUUCUAUACCUCCGGAAUCAAUUUUGGCCACUCUGGAAGUUGAACCAAACAUGUUUUUUGUUGUUUUCACUUGAAACAUCAUACAUACUUAACUUAUGGAAAACAACCAUUAAAAAGGAUUUUGGAAACCUUUGUAACAUGUGUUGAUGAUCAACUUUCUGGAAAGUUAGAAUAACAACUUGUUACUAACAGCACAGUUAUUUCGGUUAUCUUUGGUAUAUCUUAUCUUUCGAAAUGGGUUGUGUGUUAUCAACUAUUGAUGAGGAUGGAAGAGUUGGCAUAUGCAAAGAAAGGAAGAAAGUAAUCAAACAGUUAGUUUGUAAUAGAGAAGAGUUUUCUGAUUCUUUAUUAGCUUAUUUGAAAGCGUUGAGGAACACCGGAGCCACACUUAGGCAGUUCACCGAGUCCGAUACAUUAGAACUGGACUUUGCCUCUACUGGCCUACCUGAUCCUCCACCUUCCCCACCGGCUAAUUUGUUACCGCCACCGCUGCCUCCUUUUCUUGCCGACAAGAGUAUAAUGCAGGGUGGCCAAGAUGACAUACUAGAAAAUGAUGACAGUGACAACUUUGUUCAUAUGCUUCAAAUUGAUCCGAGUAUGAGCUCGUCGCUGCUAUUUCGACCUAUGGAUAAACUAGAUAUAGUAGAGUCGUUUGAAGAGGAGAAUUGGGAAGAAACUAAAACAGAAUUCGAGGAUGAAGUUCAAGACUCGGAAGCUGAUGUAAGUGUUGGAAAAUCACGUAGUGGGAAGCAACCAGUCAGAGUACCGGUUGAUGAUAUCGAUAAUUCUUCUGCUAUUAGUUUGUUUAGAAAAGAAACUCGUGUGACUAAAGCUAUGCAUGUGGUGGUUGGUAGAAGUGGGAAAACGUUGGAGGGUAUAGUUAAAGAGUUGGAUGAUCAUUUCCUGAAAGCUUCGGCAUGUAUAAAGGAAAUUGCUGUUCUUAUUGAUAUCAGCAGCGGAGAUACGCUUCUGCGGCAGAAUUCUGGGCGUCAUCAUAGCAAAAGAAGCAAUUCUGCAAGAGUAUUUAGUGUACUGUCAUGGAGUAGGCAUACUAAGUCCCCAACAUUCAGCAAAGAUGAUGCCGAGUUUUCUAGUCCUAGUGAACCAUGUAGGCCUGGAGCUCAUUGUGCCACGCUUAAAAAGUUAUAUGCUGCAGAGAAGAAACUUUACAAGGCAGUAAAGGAGGAGGGAAUUACCAAAUUGGAGUUUGAGAGGAAGUCGUCGUUAUUGCAAAAACAAGAGGAUGAGAACCUUGACUUGGUCAAAAUUGAUAAAAUUCGAUCAAAUGUUGAGAAGUUGGAGUCUGAUUUAUUAAGCUUACGGCAAUGCAUCACUGAAACAACUUCAUCAAUUUUGGAACUUAUAGAUGGAGAGCUUUUACCACAGUUGGUUGCAUUAACUGCCGGGUUGUCACAAAUGUGGAAGAUAAUGCAUGAGUGUCAUCAGUCCCAGGCACUGAUCUCGCAGCAGUUGAGUAACCUCGGUGAUAAUCAUAACACAAUUCUAAAUUCUGAAUAUCAUCACCAGGCUACAAUUCAGUUCGAGAGUGAGGCCUCUUAUUGGUAUCAUAGCUUCUGUAAACUUGUAAAAUCUCAACGAGAGUACGUAAGGACCCUCAGUAAAUGGAUUCAGCUUACGAACUGCCUCAGGGACGGUCAUGAAAGCAGUGAUCACUCUUCUAUUCGCACAAUUUGUGAACAGUGGGAGCUUGGCCUUGAUGGAUUACCUGAUAAGGAGGUUGCCGAUGCAAUAAAAAACCUUUUGUCAUCCAUCCGUUCUAUAAUAGCUCAACAGGUCGAGGAAGAUAAUAUUCUGAAAAAGUUGGAAAAACUUGAAAGAAAGUCGCAGAGGUGCUUGACGUCCCUGGCUGAGAUGCAGAAAAAAAUUGAAUGGAACUUCGAAGAUGACGAAGAUGCAGCUAACAUAAGCCCCAGGCAUCCGCUUUUUCAUAAAAAAGCCGAAACAGAAGCCUUAAAGAAGCAAGUGGAAAGUGUGAGAGCAGAUUAUUUGGAUUCUGUUCAGUAUAGUAGGACCAUGACCCUUGAUAACCUCAGAACUAGACUUCCUCAUCUCUUCGUGUCACUGAUGGAAUUUUCAAGUGCUUCCUCUCAAGCAAUUGAGACUAUUAAUUCUCUCGGUCAAGUCAAUAGAAUGCUGUGAUCUUGCAUCACAAAACAUGUUCACUUUGUGGUUGGUUUGGAUGGUAGUCAGCUUGUGCUUCAUGCUGCUAUGAGCACAAAAUACAUGGUUUAAAUUUUGUUUCUAAAUGUUUGUAUACUGAGAGUGAUAACUUUUUUGUUUUCUUGGUAGAGUAUGUAUGAGUAAGGAAAAGAGUGGUAAUCAAUUUUUUUUGUUUGAAUAAAAAAAAAUUUAAAAAUUCAA
This is a messenger RNA of Trifolium pratense (red clover), 2732 nucleotides long. RefSeq names its product protein ALTERED PHOSPHATE STARVATION RESPONSE 1. NCBI's taxonomy places the organism in Eukaryota, Viridiplantae, Streptophyta, Magnoliopsida, Fabales, Fabaceae. Bases 585 to 2510 code for a protein of 641 amino acids. The record is from RefSeq and is a predicted model, not a curated record. The transcript is spliced from 7 exons.